AUGCAGAAUAUAACUAUUCCUACUCUCCCCGUUCCUGGGGACAAUAAUAACAAAACCCCAAAGGGUGAGACAAUAUAUAUUCAUCCUUCUCAACAGUACAAAGCAGAGCCUCAAAAAUCUGCAGCAGAGAGGUACUUUAACAGAACAACUGCUUAUAUGUCAGCACAUCCAUUUGUCUCUUUUCUUGGAUGCUUUGCUGCGGCUUAUGUUGUUGCUGGUGCGUACAAAAACAUUUUCGGUGCCAAAGGAACGCAGUUUUUUAGAGGAGGAUUUGAUUCGAAGAUGAAUACAAAGGAGGCUUUAAGAAUUCUUGAGCUAAAGGAGAGCACGCUGACAAAAUCAAAACUGAAGGAAAAUCAUAGGAGGAUUAUGCUUUUGAACCAUCCGGAUAAGGGCGGCUCUCCCUAUUUAGCCACCAAAGUGAACGAGGCUAAAGAUUACUUAAUGAAGCAUGCUUUGAAGAAGUGA
Messenger RNA from Brettanomyces bruxellensis, 468 nucleotides. RefSeq lists its product as uncharacterized. Gene Ontology annotation, molecular function: ATPase activator activity. Gene Ontology annotation, biological process: protein import into mitochondrial matrix. NCBI's taxonomy places the organism in Eukaryota, Fungi, Ascomycota, Pichiomycetes, Pichiales, Pichiaceae. The coding region runs from base 1 to 468 and encodes 155 amino acids. Gene Ontology annotation, cellular component: PAM complex, Tim23 associated import motor. The record is from RefSeq and is a predicted model, not a curated record. The transcript has a single exon.